AUGGCAUCAAAUCCACCAAGACAUGUGGAAGAAAUUCACAAAACAAUAGAGACUGAUCUAAGUCCUACUGUAACUCAACAACAACAUGACCAGGAGAAACCUGGUGUGAUUGGUUCCGUGGUGCAGUCCGUGAAAAACACUUUUGAGAAUGCAAAAGAAGCUGUAAUUGGCAAGGGAAGCCCUACAGAUUCCCACACUACAACUCAAGAAGUCCAUGUUUACGACGACGACAAGGAUUUAGUCUCUGGUGAAGUUCGGGACAUAUCAGCCAACAAGUCCCGUGGAGUUUAUGAUUCUGCUGCUGACAAAGCCAAGGAGUGCAAGGACACAACAGGUUCUAAAGCUGGUGAGUACACAGAUUAUGCAGCUCAGAAGGCCAAGGAAACAAAGGAUGCAACAAAAGAUAAGACUAAUGAGUAUACAGAGUAUGCAGCUCAGAAGGCGAAGGAAACGAAGGAUGCAACAAAAGAAAAGACAAAUGAGUAUGCGGAUUAUACGGCUCAGAAGGCGAAGGAAACGAAGGACGCAGCAAAAGAUAAGACUAAUGAGUAUGCAGAUUAUGCAGGGGAAAAAGCAAAGGAAGCUAAGGAUAAAGCUGUGGAGUACAAGGACUAUGCAGCUGAAAAGGCCAAGGAAGGAAAAGAUGCUACAUUGAAUAAGCUGGGUGAGUACAAGGACUAUGCAGCUGAGAAAGCAAAAGAAGGAAAAGAUGCUACAUUGAAUAAGAUGGGUGAGUAUAAGGAUUACGCGGCCGAGAAGGUGAAAGAAGGGAAAGACACUGCUGCUGAUGCAGCCAAAAAUGCUAUGGGUUACUUGGGUGACAAGAAAGAGGAAACUAAACAGAAAACAGCAGAGACUGCCGAGGCUGCUAAACGAAAAACAGCUGAGACUGCCGAGGCUGCUAAGCAGAAAACAGCUGAGGCAAAAGACAAGACAAAGGAAAAGCUGAGUGAAGCAGAUGAAGAGGCAAGGAGGAAAACGGAAGGGGGGAAUGUUGGAGAAAAAGGUUUCAGAGAGGAAACAUGGAGGCGUGGAAACGAGGGAGUGAUCAGAACUGAAGACACUCGAACAGGAGCCGUGGCGGAGAGACUCAAAGCAGCCGAUCAGAUGACGGGACAGACAUUCAACGAUGUUGGAGCCUUGGAUGAUGAAGGAGUUACUCGUGUGGGUCUUCUUGAUAUUAAGAAAAAGUGA
Messenger RNA from Vicia faba (fava bean), 1194 nucleotides. NCBI's taxonomy places the organism in Eukaryota, Viridiplantae, Streptophyta, Magnoliopsida, Fabales, Fabaceae. The record is from the annotation of a GenBank genome assembly.